Formica exsecta is the source of this 2502-nucleotide messenger RNA. RefSeq lists its product as uncharacterized. The record is from RefSeq and is a predicted model, not a curated record. NCBI's taxonomy places the organism in Eukaryota, Metazoa, Arthropoda, Insecta, Hymenoptera, Formicidae. Bases 1510 to 2433 code for a protein of 307 amino acids. The transcript has a single exon.
AAAAAUAUUUAUAACCAUGGACCUUGUCAUGCAACAUAUAAGGUUAAAACAUAAGUUUAUGUUAAAUUCCACUAUUACAUGUAAGUUUGACAAUUGUGAUGAUCAGUUUACUAAUGUUUAUUCUUUACGGAGACACGUUCUCAAUAAACAUAUAUCAGAAACAAAAUUAGCUUCAAGUAUAACUUCAAAGCAAAUAAGUGAUAUUGUUUUUGAUACAGACGCUUCUGAAUUUUCUGAUGCGACUUCAACUAUUUCUAAUUUUAAUUCGAACAAUUCUAAUGAGGGUCAGGAAAAGAUUUAUAAGACGAUUGAAAUGAAUGAUUCCGUAAAUGAUGAAAAGUUUGAUAUUGACAUUUACCAAUCAACUGUUUUUAAAUCGGCUCUUUGUACUGUAGUAAAACUGUAUGCUGACUUAACAUUAAGUAGAGAAACAAUACUUAAAAUUAUUAAAACUGUAAGUGAAACUUAUUUAGCAACGAGUAUACAAGCUUUACAACAGUGUUGUAAAAAUAACAAUAAUUUGAACAUUUCUUUAAACAUAAUAAAAAAUGGUUUUGCAUUCCUUAAAUCAGAGAGAAAGACUUUCAAGUAUUUAGAACAAAUAAAUUGUCCCUUUUGCCUAAAAAUAUAAUUGUUCGGACAUAUUUGAAUUUCGGAAAAGUCAGAAAAAUUUCCCAAAACAAAGUUUAUUGUAGUAAGUUAAGUUUCAUUCCCUUAAAAUUUGUUUUAAAACGUUUUUUGGAACUCCCAAAUGUGUUCGAUGCAAUAGAUUUAUUUGUUGUAAAAUGCAGAAUAAAUAAAGAUUUACAGUAAGUUUUUCAAGGACAAUUUUGGGAAUCUGCGUUAAACGAAAUAAGUGGAUAUAUUCUUCCUUUCAUAAUUUAUUUUGACGAUUUUAAAAUCAACAAUCCAUUGGGUUCUCAAAAAUGUAAAAAUAAACUUGUGGCAGUGUACUGCUGUAUUCCAUGUUUGCCACCAGAAUAUGUGAGUAAGUUAGAAAACAUAUUUUUAGUCCAAUUGCAUAAAUAUGAGGACCAUAAAUUGUUAGGCAAUAACAAAAUUUUUAUUAAUGUUAUUAAUGAAAUUCGAGAGCUUGUGAGUCAUGGGAUUGUUAUAAAUAAAAAUGAUAAAGAGAAAAGGGUUUUUUUCAAAUUAUGUUAUAUAGUAGGGGAUAACUUAGGUUUAAAUACUAUUCUUGGGUUUAGUAAAAAUUUUAAUCAGUCGUAUUGUUGUAGAAUAUGUGUAGCCACUGAAGAACAGAUACAAAAUAUGACACUAGAAAAUUCCCAAUUUUAAGGACAGUUGAUAAUUAUUCAGAACAUGCUUCUAAACAUUCUUUUUGUGUAAUUAAAAAAUACAUUUUCAAUGAUAUCCCUGGAUAUCAUGUAAUAAACAACGCGUCAGUUGACCCUAUGCACGAUAUACUUGAAGGCAUUUGCCGUUAUGAUAUGGCUAAAGUUUUGAGCAAUCUCAUUGAUAAAUAUAAGUUCUUUACUAUAGAAAUAUUAAAUGAAAGAAUUUGUACUGUCAGUUCAAGUCGUGAUAAAAACUUCCGUUUUAAAACAUGAAGCAAUAAAAAAUAAAAAAAUAAUUCUUACUGCUUCGGAAAUGCAUUAUCUUGUUGAUAAUUUGGUUAUUUUUGUUGGCGAUUUAGUCCCUAUAGGAAAUCCGACGUGGAAACUGUAUCUCAUGAUGCGUCAAAUCACUAAUAUUGUUUUAUUCGAUAUUAUUUCUAAUGAAAUAAUAAAUGUUUUUUCAUCCACCGUCUCGCAAUAUUUGAAAUUAUACUUGGAGCUUUUUGAGGGUAAACUCAGAAUAAAACAUCAUAAUUUACUUCAUUAUGGUCAGCUUAUGCGUAAAUUUGGCCCAUUAAAACAUAUGUCUUCUAUCCGUUUUGAAGGCAAGCAUAAAAUGUUUAAGAAUAAUAGUAAAGUAGUUACAUCGCGCAAGAAUCCAUCCUAUACUUUUGCUGUUAGGCAUCAGUUGUAUCUUUGUAAUAGAUUUAUUAAUGACGAAGGUUUUUCAUUACAAGUGACUAAAGGAGCGAUACAAUCAAAAUUAUUUUUAGUUGAAGAUUUUGAUAACAUUAAGCAGAUUCUACCUUCCGAAUCGUUUUAUGAUUAUGAUUCAAUUUCAUGGGUUAGGGUCAAUGGUACAUUUUACACAAUCAAUAAUAUUAUAAAUAUGAGUAAUAACUUCCAUUUUUCAUUUGCAAAAAUUAAGUAUAUAUUAGUAAAUUCUCUGAAAGAAGUUUAUUUUCUGUGUCAAGCAUAUUCUAAUGUUUGUUAUUGCAACCAUUUUCAAUCGUUUGAGGUAAAACAAAGUAACAAUUGGGUCACAAUACAGCAAAACAUACUCGUAGACUAUAAGGUUUAUAAAAAACAUUUCUUGUCUAAUGAAAGAAAUUAUAUUCCAUGUACAUUUUUUUCUUAGUAUAAGCAAAAGAAGUUGAUUUGAGUUCAAAAUAAAAAUGUUACUAUAAAUAAAUGUUUAUAUAUAAAU